Drosophila ficusphila is the source of this 671-nucleotide messenger RNA. RefSeq lists its product as uncharacterized. The coding region runs from base 75 to 602 and encodes 175 amino acids. The transcript has a single exon. Lineage: Eukaryota; Metazoa; Arthropoda; Insecta; Diptera; Drosophilidae. The record is from RefSeq and is a predicted model, not a curated record.
AAUCUCACAACCUAAACAACCGUAGACCAGGCAAUAUAAAAUAUUUACAAAAUUUAAAAGAAGUUAGCAGUAAAAUGGAGAAUAAUUUGAUCUCGCAGGAGGUUGAGGAAUUGCAGCAGGAUUCCUCGAUGCAGCAGGAUAGGAUGGAGUCCCCAGGUUUGGCGGUUUCCAGCAACGUGGAGCUCAAUACGGAGUUCUCUACCGAUUCGGUUAUCAACGAGAUCAUCAGCAGAUCCUUUGGAUCCGAUGGAGCAACUACCAAAGGGAAAAAGGCACCUUGUCGCAUAUCCUUGCGGCUUUUGGCCCGAAUUAUAAUGACACUUAAUGGGGCACUCAAGAAGGCGUCUUCAUCGGCCGAUCGACUUGUGGAGGAUAAUUCUAUAAAGGAUAUCGAGUACUGGCGCAAUCUCGCCGAGUCGCGGGGAAAGGCGAACCAACGCUGCCAGCAGAUAAUCGACUUCCAGCAGAAGCGCAUCAAUAGCUUCAAUAGUGACUUCAGCACCCUGGUCAACUUGGCCCGAGAGAACCAGCAGUGGCUGGCCAAGAUUAUCGCCGAGAAGCGGGCCAUCCGGGAACUUGGCCAUGGCGAGCAUGCCGACUAGAUUUUCCAUCAUUUUCAAUUUGAAAUUUCAUAACAAUCUUGCAUAAAUCAGGAUUUGAUACGCGUUAAA